Messenger RNA from Leishmania mexicana MHOM/GT/2001/U1103, 1866 nucleotides. RefSeq names its product putative ATP-dependent RNA helicase. The coding region runs from base 1 to 1866 and encodes 621 amino acids. Lineage: Eukaryota; Euglenozoa; Kinetoplastea; Trypanosomatida; Trypanosomatidae. Gene Ontology annotation, molecular function: nucleic acid binding; ATP binding; RNA helicase activity. The transcript has a single exon. The record is from RefSeq and is a predicted model, not a curated record.
AUGGCCGAGUUUCACCGACUCGGCAUCCAGCGCUGGCUUUCAGAGCAGUGCACGUACAUGGCGCUGGAGACCCCAACCCCGAUUCAACGCAAGUGCAUCCCGGCCAUCCUGGCAGGCCGCCACGUCGUCGGCGGCGCCGCGACCGGCUCGGGUAAGACGGCCGCCUUUGCCCUUCCCAUUCUACAGACGCUCGCGGCCGACGCGUACGGCGUCUUCGCCCUUGUGCUGACGCCAUCCAGGGAGUUGGCGUACCAGAUCAUUGACCAGUUUAUCGCCUUCGGCGCACCGCUGCAGGUACGCACGAUGCUUGCCAUUGGCGGGGUGCCGACGGAGGCGCAAGUGGACGCACUGAAGGCACGGCCGCACAUCGUCGCAGCGACACCCGGACGGCUCCGCCACCUGCUGGAGGUGUUUGCGCCGGAGGUGAAGAAGGCGUUCGCCCACCUACGCUACCUGGUGCUGGACGAGGCGGACCGGCUGACGGAGGGCGAUAUUCUACGAGAUGUCCAGUCGCUGCUACGCCUGCUCCCGCCAACGCGGCAGCGACAGGUGCUGAUGUUCACGGCGACGCUGCACCCUCGGCUCACCACCCUGGAGGCUCCGCAAGCGGAGCAGGGAUUGCCUACAAGCAGUGGUGCGACAAGGGAGCGUGAAGGUCACAGCCUUGCUUCAUCGCACUCACCGCCGCUGCCGCAGCCGCAGAACGGAGAGGCGGCCGAAGCCGCAGAGCACUUCUCCCUGCUGGCAGAGCUCGGCAUCACGGAUGCAUCAACCUUGGAGGUUGCGGUGGUGGGAGGAGCCAUACAGGAAGGCCUAGGCCACGCCGCGGAAAGCGGAAGCGCAGCUGCCGCUGAUGAGUCAACCAGCUCCGCGACGGCGCCGACACUCCCGGGAAGGCCGACGGCGUUCCACCUACCAGAGACGCUCACACAAAGCUACCUGUUCAUCCCGAACAUGGUGAAGCUGCCGUACCUCGUGGCGGCGCUGCGCUUGCAGGGCAAAGCGCAGUCCACCAUCGUCUACGUCAACUCCUGCCUGCGCGCAGAGCUGGUGCGACUGACGCUGCAGCUGCUCGGCUUCCCAGUAUGCAGCCUCGAUUCACUCCUGACACAGCAGCACCGGCUUGAUAACGUAGCCAGCUUCAAGUUAGGUAUCUCGCGCAUUCUCGUCUGUACCGACAUCGCGGCUCGCGGGCUCGACAUCCCGGCCGUCAGCCUGGUGCUCCACUACGACGUACCAAAGCACGCGGAGACGUACGUUCAUCGUGUGGGUCGCACCGCGCGUGCCGGCCGCGAGGGCACGUCGGUCGCGCUCGUCACGGAGUACGACGUGAGUCUCGUGCAGCGCAUCGAGAAGAAGAUCAGCACCACGCUCACCCUGUGGAAGUCGCCAGCGGCGAAGGAGUCUGCGAUUCUCCCGCUGCUGGACGAGGUGUCGUCCGCCAAGAUCCAGGCGAGGCAGCAGGUGACGGAGCAGUUUGGUGCACGUGUGCAAACGAACAAAGCGCACGCGGCCCAAAAAAAGGUAGCGGCAGCGGCGGCGCGCUCUGCAGGCUCACCACGGCAGCAGCAGCAGCGCUUGCCCAGCGCAGAACCGAGCCCUACUGCUAGCAUGGCUGACACAGCAUCGCCCACCGCGCUCAGCGGAUUGAAGCGCGCUCGCAGCUCUGCCGCCACUGCCGAAGAUGCACCCGCCAAAGCAGGCGGCGUCGCGAAGAAGGCGAAAAAGGGCGCCGCGGUGCGCAGCUUGGCUGCCGACGCCACCGCAUCGCGGAGGAGCACAGCACAGCAGCGGCCGACUAAGAAGAGCGCGGCCGGCGAGUCAGACCACAGUCCGGCUCGCCAGCGUGUGAAGAAGGCUGCAUAG